AUGGAGGAUUUUGAGGUUUCUUCUCAGGAUGGCCUCUCCAUCUCCAAUCACCACGAGGACAAUCUACCACCGGUCGAUAGAGGCAAAGGUGCCUACCUGUUCCUCACCGCCUGCUUUAUGCUCGAGGCUUUGAUCUGGGGAUUCACUUUCUCCUAUGGAGUGUUCCAAGAUUACUACAGCUCUCAUGAGCCAUUCAAGAGCUCAGGAGACAUCGCUGUCAUUGGCACCUGUGCAAUGGCAUUUCCCCGCAUGAAGCUAUGGGCGGCGCCAAUCGGCUUCCUUAUUAUGUGUCUAGCCAUCGCCAUGAGCUCAUUUGCCACCAACACCGGCCAGCUCAUUGUAUCGCAGGGAGUCGCAUAUGGCAUCGGAGCCAGUCUGGCAUAUGCCCCGACCAUCAUUUUCAUGGAUGAGUGGUUUGUGCAGAGAAAGGGAUUGGCAUUUGGGAUUAUGUGGGCUGGCACUGGCUUGUCGGGCGUCAUUCUCCCGAUCGUUAUGCAAUGGCUCCUCAACACCUAUGGCCACGAAACCGCUCUGCGUGUCUGGGCAAUCGUCCUCGUAAUAAUGGGCGGACCACUUCUUUUCUACGUUCGGCCCCGUCUCCCAAUCUCCCGAUCAUCUCGUACUCGUCCAUUUGAUUUCCGAUUCCUCUGGGAUGCAACCUUCUUGAUCUACGAAACGGGCAAUAUUCUUGAAGCGAUGGGCUACUUCCUCCCAACCAUCUAUUUGCCCACAUACGCCCGAAGCUUAGGCGCAAACAAUCUCCAGGCGACACUAACAGUCAUGCUGUUCAAUCUUGCAUCUGUGUUUGGCUGCGUGAUUAUGGGCUCAAUGGUCGAUCGAUACCACGCGACAACCUGCAUCCUCUUGUCCACGGUCGGGAGUACCAUUGCCGUGUUCUUGAUCUGGGGAUUCUCCGUCAGCCUCGCACCAUUGUAUAUUUUCUGCGUUUUCUACGGUCUAUUUGCUGGCUCGUUCACAUCUACCUGGCCGGCUGUUGUGAACGAGAUUAGAAAGAAGAGUCCUUAUGUGGAACCUAGCAUUGUUUUCGGUGUUCUGUCGACUGGCCGAGGGAUUGGAAAUAUUGUCAGUGGUCCGCUCAGUGAGGCUUUGCUUGAUCAGAAUGCUUGGAAGGGCAUUGCUGCGAAGGCUUAUGGUUCUGGCUAUGGUCCUUUGAUUGUUUUCACUGGUGUUUCUGCGUUUCUGGGUGGACUUGGUGUUGUUGCGAGAUCGUCCAAGCGCUUGAGUUGA
This is a messenger RNA of Penicillium atrosanguineum, 1248 nucleotides long. RefSeq lists its product as uncharacterized. Lineage: Eukaryota; Fungi; Ascomycota; Eurotiomycetes; Eurotiales; Aspergillaceae. Bases 1 to 1248 code for a protein of 415 amino acids. The record is from RefSeq and is a predicted model, not a curated record. Gene Ontology annotation, molecular function: transmembrane transporter activity. Gene Ontology annotation, cellular component: fungal-type vacuole membrane. Gene Ontology annotation, biological process: transmembrane transport. The transcript has 4 exons.